Messenger RNA from Cervus elaphus (red deer), 1152 nucleotides. Its product is annotated as protein mago nashi homolog. Lineage: Eukaryota; Metazoa; Chordata; Mammalia; Artiodactyla; Cervidae. The coding region runs from base 22 to 468 and encodes 148 amino acids. Gene Ontology annotation, cellular component: nucleus; catalytic step 2 spliceosome; exon-exon junction complex. The record is from RefSeq and is a predicted model, not a curated record. Gene Ontology annotation, biological process: RNA splicing. The transcript has a single exon.
GCGGGCUUUUCGGGGACAAAGAUGUCUAUGGCCAGCGAUUUCUACCUGCGUUACUACGUAGGGCACAAGGGCAAGUUUGGACAUGAGUUUCUGGAGUUUGAGUUUCGGCCGGACGGAAAACUUAGAUGUGCCAACAACAGCAAUUAUAAAAAUGAUGUCAUGAUCAGAAAGGAGGCCUAUGUACACAAGCGUGUAAUGGAAGAACUGAAGAGAAUUAUUGAUGACAGUGAAAUUACAAAAGAAGAUGAUGCUUUGUGGCCUCCUCCUGACAGGGUUGGCCGACAGGAGCUUGAAAUUGUAAUUGCAGAUGAGCACAUUUCUUUUACCACAUCAAAAAUGGGUUCUCUUAUUGAUGUCAAUCAGUCAAAGGAUCCUGAAGGCCUUCGAGUAUUUUACUAUUUGGUACAGGACCUGAAGUGUUUAGUGUUUAGUCUUAUUGGAUUACAUUUCAAGAUUAAACCAAUCUAAACUAUAUGUUUUUUGAAACUGGGUUUAUAUUUAAUUAAGGGGUGGGUGAGGGAGGAUUUGUUCAUUUAUAAUAUUGGGGUUUUUAUGAAUGUGAAGCAAACUUUUGUAUGCAAAUUGAAAAGAAGACAAUAUCUAAGCAGGCUUAAUGCUUAUCUUCACUUGAGUCCAAGUGGAUUGGGCAGUCACCGCACACAUUAAACUCUGUAAAUAAAAGCCACCUUUUAUUGAAAUUUUGCUCCAAUAAAACAUCAAAGCCUGGAUGGAGAGUGCUUUUGGUCUUUCAGGAGGCCAGAUCUCUGAUUCAUUUUAAAGAUGAAAAUUGUUCUAGAAGGUGUAUCCUGUGACAGAGGGUCUUUUAUGUAGAAACAUGUAGCCAGAUUCCCAUCUGUUUAAAAGCAAUUGUAGAUCUCCCCUUGUUUCUGCCACACCUGACGGAAUUUAAUUUUUUGGUGCUCAUAGAAGUUGUUUAUAGAAGCUUUUGGAUUUUUUAUGUUUGUCACAAACUCCUUAGGGGUUAUUCACAUUUAAAUGUUUUUGUGUGAGCAGUGAUUUCCUCAGGGUUACAAAGGUAAAGUCAGUAUCCAAAGUUAGACACAUCUUUUAUUAUGCGCCUAUUCCCAUAUUUCACAAUACACAUAUUUUGUAUAUCUGUGGGAAAUAAAUGAGUUCUCGGCUCUAAAAAUU